AUGCUGUCCUUCCGAAAUAUUUUGGAGAAGACGUUUGGCAAUCCGUUCCCGGAAACUUCCCCUGCCUUGACUCCCCUUGAGUGCAUGGUUUUUGAUGAGAACUCCCUCGAACACCUUCUCAGCCGAUCGAUCUCCCCAGCCGUCACAGAAGCUCUUGGCAAAGCAUUUGAGAUCUGUUAUGGGCAUAAUACUACUGAAGCCAUAGCAAUGACUCGAGGUGGACGUGCACGAAAGACCGAUUGCCCCGGAGACCCGGCAAAAUUUCCCGAUUGGGCGGGAGUAAUCCCGUGUCAAAAUUCCCCUGGUUUCGAAAACCGCUGCCCUGGAGAUACCAAACUCUCAACAAAAUGGAAAUCUGUUGACAGUAGACAUGAACAAAAGUUCUUUUGGCCUCUUUGGCAAGUUUGCUACUAUUGCACCGAAGAUUGGACGACACGAUACGGGUACCUGAUUACUCAGGAGGAACUAGUGGUCCUGCGCUUUUAUACCCGCGACAGAAUUGAUCCUGGGUUAGCACAAACGCGAGGUGUUCGUUCGCGACCCACCCCUUCGCCUCCGCGGCAUCAAAGACUAUCAAUUUCAACGGUCAUUUCUGACACUAGCACCAUGUCUCUUGACUCUUCACCGCCCCGCAUACUGUCCCAGUCAUCUUCUACCACUGAGAGUCAGGCCCCGCCGCCUUCUUCGUCUUUCCACGCUGAAAGUACUGAUGGAGAGACCAGACUGGUGGAAAUGAAAAGCAUCCCUUGGGACGAUCAUGGACCUAAUAAACUUACAAUUGAGCUUGCUUUGUGGUGGAUUCACAUGUUAGCUGCUGCACCUAAUAGUAGCAUCACUCUUGAGGAGACAUAUCCAAGUCUUGUCUAUCAGCACGUCCCUAGGGGCCCAUCAACUCCACAGCGAAAUAGGAGAGAAGGGCAUAACUCUAGCCCAUUGUCAUCUCCUAUGUCGGUGGAAACCCCGGCCCACUUGCGAAAUAUCGACUUAGAUAUAGAUCAACUUGCCGAGCCUCUGCGCUGGGACGAAAAUUCGUUCCAAUUUCGCUACAUUACAAAAUCAGGAGUCAGGGGGUCAUUUAGGCAGGGUGCCUCGCUCUUUAGUACUAGGAUGUCUGCGAACUUCUGGGUAGAGCUAGGCGACGAAGGCGACGCGGUUUUAAUUUUGGAUUGGCGCUCUGCUAUCGGGGGUCCCGAAGUGGAGGACGGACGCAGGCAUGGUGGGCAUGGUCGACAACAUCGACGGCACUAA
Molecule: messenger RNA, 1248 nt
Organism: Ophidiomyces ophidiicola
Lineage: Eukaryota; Fungi; Ascomycota; Eurotiomycetes; Onygenales; Onygenaceae
Exons: 1
Coding region: 1-1248 (415 amino acids)
Source: RefSeq, a predicted model, not a curated record